Athalia rosae (coleseed sawfly) is the source of this 1286-nucleotide messenger RNA. Its product is annotated as coiled-coil domain-containing protein 12. NCBI's taxonomy places the organism in Eukaryota, Metazoa, Arthropoda, Insecta, Hymenoptera, Athaliidae. The record is from RefSeq and is a predicted model, not a curated record. The transcript is spliced from 3 exons. Gene Ontology annotation, cellular component: post-mRNA release spliceosomal complex; U2-type spliceosomal complex. Bases 114 to 599 code for a protein of 161 amino acids.
CAGACGGGCUUCUAGCCUGCUUCAAGCACAUAGACCAAGUUCAAGCAUUGAGAAUAAAUAGUUCAAGCAUUGCACAAACUUGACAAACUUGGCACACAACAAUCUCAGCUAGCAUGGCGGAUGACAAGGUUGGUUCGCUCGAAGAGGAAGCCUUCAAAAGGAAAGAACGGUUACAAGCGCUAAAAAGGAAGAACGAAGAACACAAAGAGCAAGAACCUGUUGAGCCUGCGAAUCUACCGAAGCCUAAAUUUCGAAGUUACAAACCCCAAGAUGAAAGUCUGAAAGAAAAGUUAUUGGAUGAUGCCAAACCAGGAGAUAUUGAGAGUGAGGUUAAGGAGCAAUUGAAUGCUGCAAAUGCCAAAGUCGUCAUCGAGGAACUCGAUAUAAGUAGUUUGGCACCCCGUAAACCAGACUGGGAUUUGAAGAGAGAUGUAGCCAAGAAGUUAGAAAAAUUAGAGAGGCGGACACAGAAAGCAAUAGCUGAACUGAUACGUGAAAGAUUAAAACAAGGUCAAGAAGACCUUGCAUCUAUAGUAAAUAUGGCACCAAUCAAUUCUUCCAAACUGAAAAAACCGACCAGGUCUAAUGAAGAAGAAUAGUAACUUAGGAUAUGUUCAGUGAAACAAAUAACUCUUGAAACUUGAUUAUCUUUUCUAUCUGCUGGUCACGCUGGCAACUGCCAAGAGCUUCCACAGUAGGUGUUCUCAAAUGAGGUUAACUCAUAAAUACAUCGUUGGUUUUACUGUGGAGUGAGAUUGAGACCGUUUUUUUCGGUUUUUUAUUAUAUUAGUCCCAUUGAACCAUGACGUCCACAAAACCUGCAGGUGAAAGUUCUCACACCAGCACGAGAGAAUUUUCACUCGUUAGUUAGUUAAUCGACUAUUUACGUUUAUCCAGUAAAAUUUUUUUCCAUGUAGGUAUUACAAUCGAUUUAUUUGACACUUAAAUUAUAGAAAGUCGGACUACUAUACUUUCUACCUAUGUUUUUGCUAACUGAUAAUAAUUUAUAGUUCAAUUUUACUCACUAUAAAUGAGUGAUAAAUUGAUCGCGAUGUCAUCUAGUUGGUAUCUAUGAAGUAAAAUGGUAUGACGGAAUAUCGAGACCUAUGGACAGAAGGAUAUAUAUAGUAUAGGAUUAGGUACAUCAACCGGAAUAAAUUUAUUUGUAUAAUACUUGUACGAGAAACCCGGAAAUUUAACGCACUGCUGUACUCUAUCUCUAUCUCUUUUUAUCUUUCUUUGUAUCACUUUAGUUUGCGGUCAAUAAAAUAUGCGCUUACGUAUUA